AUGGCCGACGCUGAAAUUAAACCCUUCAAGGUCGACAUUACCAAGGAUGAGGUCGACCGACUGAAACGCAAGCUCAAGGACACUCGACUACCUCCGAAGCCCAUCGUCCCAGAAGCUGGCAACAAGUAUGGACCAACCUACGAAUGGGGCAAGAAUUUGUACGAUGCAUGGAUCAAUGACUUCGACUGGUAUGGGCACCAGGAUCGGAUCAACUCGGCGCCCCAUUUCAUCUACGAGCACCAGAAAGACCUCAAGAUCCACUUCGUGCAUGCUCGAUCGAAGCGGGAGGAUGCAAUUCCACUGAUCAUGUGCCAUGGGUGGCCAGGCUCUUUCUACGAGUUCAAUCAGGUGUGGAAUCAGCUUGCCAAUCCAGAAGAUCCGAAACAGCCUGCUUUUCAUGUUGUCGUACCGUCUCUGCCUGGGUACGGGUUCUCCGACUGGCCUCCUAGAGCCAAGUGGACUCUGCAGGACACUGCGGCCGUCUUCAAUACGCUGAUGCAUAAGCUUGGAUAUAAGCAGUACUACUUCCAAGGAGGCGACUGGAGUCAUUGGAUUGGCCGCGAGAUGGGAACACGAUACACAGACUCUUGCAAGCUCAUCCACUUCAACUUUGCUCCGAGCCCUUUGCCACCUCUCAGCAGAAGAGGGAGGCAAGAGUACACUGAUCGCGAGCUAGAAGUCAAAGGCCGUGUGGACGAUUGGCUCGAAGACCACAUGGGCUACGCAAUCGAGAUGCGCACCAGACCACAUACCAUCGGCUUUGGCUUCAACGACAAUCCUAUGGGUAUCUUGAUGUGGAUUGGCGAGAAGUACAACGAGGCAGCUGGCCCUGAGAACCAGAAGAAACGCCACUGGACGCAGCAUAUUCUUGCGACAGCCAGCAUUUACUACUUCACAGACACAAUCAUGCCUUCCAUGCUCUGCUACUACGAAAACGUCAGGCACGAGCACUUUGCUGACUUUGCGAUGGAGCCGUCCAAUCGUAUCACAGUACCGUUCGGUUUUACGUCAUUCUGGUGGGACACAGAGCCCAGCUCGAAGCGAGCUGUCGAAAGGACAGGCAAUCUUGUUUACUACAAAGAACGAGACGAUGGUGGCCAUUAUGCUGCUGCUGAGGACCCUGCCGGCAUUAUCGAGGAUGUUAGAGAAUUGGCUGUGCAGGAGUGGCACAAGGCGAUUGCUUAG
Recurvomyces mirabilis is the source of this 1185-nucleotide messenger RNA. RefSeq lists its product as uncharacterized. The transcript has 4 exons. The record is from RefSeq and is a predicted model, not a curated record. Gene Ontology annotation, biological process: epoxide metabolic process. NCBI's taxonomy places the organism in Eukaryota, Fungi, Ascomycota, Dothideomycetes, Mycosphaerellales, Teratosphaeriaceae. Gene Ontology annotation, molecular function: epoxide hydrolase activity. The coding region runs from base 1 to 1185 and encodes 394 amino acids.